UUGCGUCACAACAUGGCGGUGCUGGGAGCGGAAGCCCGAAUGAGACCCUGUCUCAUUCCUGGGUCGCAUCAGUCCGCAGAGAUUUUCCUUCCCAAGCCCUCCUAGAUCGGGCGGAGCGUUCUACGCUUGGAUGAGGUGCGGCGCCAUGCAGCCUUCGGUCCCGACGCAUCGGGAGCAGCUUCAGAUGCCCUAUUGGGUCGUGGAGCCCGAGACGCCCGAAACACCGUUCUGCCACCCGCGGACGCUCCUCGUCUUCUCCAGCUGGCUGCUCUUUGCCUUCAUCUUCGAGCUUGGGGUGACCGAGGUUGCCGCCAAGGAGAAGCCGCCGAUAAACUCCUUGGUGUCCAUGCCUUGCUGGGUGGUGGAGGACUUUGUAGUGGCGAAGGAGUGUGCCCCUUGUACUACUUUCCAGGCUAAAACCACUCCUGAGUGUGGUACUACUGGCUUUGUGGAGAAAAUCAGUUGUUCUGGAUCCAAGAGAGAUGAGUUCAAAAGCUGCCGCUCAGCAAUGAUGGAGCGACACCUGUUUUGGAAGUUUGAGGGGGCUGUGGUGGGAGUGGCUGCAGUCUUUGCCUGCCUUGUGAUCCUUCGUCAGAGAUCACUAGACCGAAAGGCCCUGGAAAAGGUCCGAAAACAAAUUGAGUCCAUAUAAGCUCCUCACACCAAUAUCCUGGCAUUCAACCUUUUACUCCAAGGGGGCCUGGUGGAGAAGGGUAACAGCUGGCCUGAGAGGGGAAAAGAUCAUAUGGGGUGACCCUGGCCCCUGGAAUCCUAUUACUUCAUCCCCUUUGCCCUUCACUUUUGUCUCCUUAAUCAUCAAAGAAUAAAGUUAAAAACAACCCCACAA
Molecule: messenger RNA, 847 nt
Organism: Gracilinanus agilis (Agile Gracile Mouse Opossum)
Lineage: Eukaryota; Metazoa; Chordata; Mammalia; Didelphimorphia; Didelphidae
Gene: JTB
Product: jumping translocation breakpoint
Exons: 6
Coding region: 131-652 (173 amino acids)
Biological process (GO): mitotic cytokinesis
Cellular component (GO): midbody; membrane; cytoplasm
Source: RefSeq, a predicted model, not a curated record